CGCGCACACACAGAACAUUGCAUUGUGGGAUUGAAAAGCUAUUGGCAUAGCUACAGGAGAGUCCACAGAUUUCAGGUUUCAGAGUUUUCCACGGCAUCAGCAGUAGAAAACAGGAAUUUGUUUAGGAAAUUGGGUUUUCAAAGUACCGUAAUGAACGGGGCAAUGGUCAAAAAGACCCAAGACACCCUGGGAAAGGUGAUUAAAAAACCGCCUCUCACAGAGAAGCUGCUCAACAAACCGCCGUUCCGCUACCUGCACGACAUACUCAGUGAGGUGAUACGGACCACUGGUUUCUUGAAAGGACUGUACGCUGAGGCAGAGAUGAAAUCAGACAAUGUAAAGGAGAAAGAUUCCAAAAUACUGUUUCUCCAGAAGGCUAUAGAUGUCGUGAUGCUGGUUAGCGGGGAGCCUCUGUCAGCCAAACCAGCGCGCAUUGUAGCCGGACACGAGCCUGAAAAGACCAAUGAGCUGCUUCAGGUCCUUGGCAAGUGCUGCCUCAACAAGUCAAACAGUGAUGAAGCUGUGAAGCGUGUCUUGGCGGGGGAGAAGGUGGAUCUCAAAGUCAAAGCUUCCUCUUCAUCUAAAUCUCAAGACAAGGAGAACCGAGAGGGCCGCGAUCGCCAUAGAGACAGAGAGGUCAGUCCAAAACAGGAGAAGAAGGAGAUCAAAGAAAGCAGCCAGAGCAGAGCCCCCAAAGACCCAGACCAGCCCAGAGAGCAGGAGGCUCGGAGGACGGAGAAGGAAAGGCACCGGGAAGGAGACAGGGCUGAGAAGGGCCGCGAGAGGGACCGGACGAAAGACAGAGACAAGGACAAGAGCCGCGACCGGGACAAAGACAGGGCUCGAGACAAGGACAAGGAGAGAGAGCGAGAGAGAGACAGAGAGAAGGAGAAGGACAAAGACAGGGAGCGAGACAAGGACAAGGACAAGGAGAAGGAGAAGGACCGUGAGGCCAAGGCCAAAGAGCGCGGGGAUGUGCCAAGAGAGCGGGAGAGACGGAGAGAGAGAUCAGAGCGUCACAAGGACACGCAGGACAAGCCGAAGGAGCAGAGCGAGCGAAAGGUGAAAGCAGCGGAGGAGGUGCGACCAAAACUCCACCCCGAGGAGCCCACCAAAAUUCCCAAGAAAGAGCCUGAAGAAAGCUCACCAAUGCCAGAGACAGAAUCAGAAGAGCCAACCGAAGUCUUUGAAAACCAGAGCCCCGCCAGGAUACCAAGGCCAUCAUCAGCCAAAGGCCAGAGACGCUGGCCCAAAGCAGGAGGCCCAGAAGAGUCAGACAGUGAAGGAGAAGCUCCCCCAGCUGAGAGGCCAGUGCAGCUGGAGAAUGGAGACACAACAGAUGCUGCACCUCCUCACCCUGCUCACAGGAGGAUACCUCGGCCAAGCAGUGCCCGGCCCGCACCUCCUCGAGUGAAGAGGCAAGAGAGCUACACUGAAGUGAUCCCGGCUGAGAGACUGGGUAGUGCCAAGCCCACCGCUGUGAUCAUCGAGGGGAAGAAACUGUCUGAGGAUGAGGAGGAGGAUGAUGAGCAGUUUGUUGUGGAAGAAACGGCUCCUGUCCCAUCUGAUAUGCCUGAUUUGCAAGCAGAGGCUGUUGAGCUUCAGGGUGAUGAGAACCAUGGUGGGCUUGUAAAGAAAAUCCUGGAAACAAAGAAAGACUUUGAAACUACUCCGUCAUCUCCGAAGUCAAAUCCGGAGCGUACGCUGGUGUCUGAGGCGGCGAGGAGGAAGGAGCGGGAGCUGGUGGCGCGGGAGAUCGAGCGGCUGCGCUCCUCCAUCCAGACGGUGUGCCGGAGCGCCCUGCCCCUGGGCAAGAUCAUGGACUACAUCCAGGAGGACAUGGACGCCAUGCAGAUUGAGCUUCAGUCCUGGCGCCGCGAGAACAAGGAGCACGCCCAGGCACUGCUGCAGGAGCAGAGGAUCACUGACAGUGCAGUGGAGCCGCUGAAGGCUGAGCUGGUCGAACUGGAGCAGCUGAUCCGGGACCAGCAGGACAAGAUCUGCGCCGUUAAGUCCAACAUCCUCAGGAACGAGGAGAAGAUCCAAAAGAUGGUGUUCAGCAUCAACUUCUCCUCACAGACGUGAAAAGAGCAAAUAAACAGAAAAUCAGUAAUAACAAGAAAAAAGAAAAAAGAAAAAAAAAAAUGCACUGAACCCAACUAGGUGUCUCUCUUAAUUCAGCCCUGCUCAAGUUGUCCUGUUUGUUGUGAUGGCCAUGUCAGAAUUGCACUUUUUCAGUGAGCACCCAGGCUGAGCUGCAGCCCGUUGUUGUUCCACUGUAUAUUGAGAUGCCUUCCGUGAGAGGCCCAGAGUCCCUCAUGCUCCGUGGCUGUGAUGCUAAAUAGACAUAGAAAGACUCACCGGCACUGUGCACACAUUACCUCUCCUGGUACAUUUCAGAUCCAUUUGCACACUUUAUUCAAAAAUGAAACCCUAAUUGAAGUAACAUUUAUAUAUUGUUUUAUAUAGAGAUAUUAAUAGCCAGACCAUUCACCGCUUGGAAUUGUUAGCAACAUUUGUUUGCCCUUUUUCCCCCCAAAGCUCAUGAUAAGCAAUAUACAUGUGCCGUAAAGCACAGACAUGCCAAAACCCGUAAACACACUAAUGUUCUCUAGUCGAGCACCAUUGCACUUUGAUGAAACAGACUUUCAUGGAUGGUGAGAAUGACCUUUACAUGUGGUUUACGAGUGAACAUGUUUUUCUCCCUACACCUAGGUACAAGGUAUAGAGCAAACAAAAAAAUUGGCAUGGUUUAAAAAUGGACAUUUGUCUUGAUUGCAUCAUAUCAAAUAGUUUUGUGAACUUUAAUCAACCACCAGAGUCCAUUUUAGUGAACUUGAAGAGGCUCUAAAACUUGUUUCAUGUUCUGUACAGCUGUGAAUCUGUCUUGUGGUGACGCUAGAUUUAAAAUCUGAAUGGGCUAAAGGCUUUUUGUACUUUUUUGCAAAACAAACCAAACCAUCCCCUCCCCCUAGUGGACAAUUGUAUUCUAUUUUUUUUGUAUACAUCUGAAUGUUUAAAAAAUAUGAAAAAAUAAAACAAAGCAAUAUUCUAGUUCUGUUUUAGCAUCAGUGAGUUAAGCUGAUCUCGCACAAAUAGUCAUUCAUGCUUUUCCAGAUCUAUUUCAGAAUCCUUCCAUUUUAACAUCAGAGACAGCUUGAUAUCUAACUAACCUGAAGGAAACUAAAAGAUAUAAGAUAUAUCCAUAAGCUCUUUCUGUUGCAUCGUAUACCAUAAAAUAAAUACAAUUUCAUAUCAGUAUUAUAACUUUUAAACAAAUGAAAAAUGCGGCUCACGUAUAUUAUUGAUUAAUGGUCAAAAGGAUAAUCAUUUUAACAUUUUAAUACCUAUAUUUUAUAAAGAGGACCAUCUACACUGUAAACUGUUUGUACCAUAUUUCUCUUUUUCCCAUUUGUUGUAAAUUAUGUAUAUUUUGUUUGUAUCAUAGUUCACGAACAACUAUACUUUUUUUUUGUAGUGGAGUGAAAUAAAAUGGCUAUGUUUCAGUA
This is a messenger RNA of Clupea harengus (Atlantic herring), 3509 nucleotides long. RefSeq names its product intraflagellar transport 54 (gene ift54). Gene Ontology annotation, molecular function: microtubule binding. Gene Ontology annotation, cellular component: intraciliary transport particle B; ciliary basal body; axoneme. Gene Ontology annotation, biological process: intraciliary transport; cilium assembly; regulation of microtubule cytoskeleton organization. The record is from RefSeq and is a predicted model, not a curated record. Lineage: Eukaryota; Metazoa; Chordata; Actinopteri; Clupeiformes; Clupeidae.